UACCAACACACCAAAACUAAUAUAUCGGGUCCAUGUUGUUAAGCAAACCAGGUUGAGGAUCAAGUUGCUACAGAGUUUAUAGGUUAAAGUUCAGUGGUGCAUUUUUCCCUGUUGGAAAGCCCAGGAGGAGGAAGGGAAACGAGAAAUCGAAGCGACGUGAAAAAUUUCCCUUCUUAUGGUCAAUCCUUCGAAUCAUUCAGAGGAGGAAAAAGCAGAUGGCAUCUUUUGGGUCUCUCAAGCAAGCAAUCUUCGAUAAAGAAGCCAGAAAACAGCAGUAUCAAUCUCAUAUACGAGGCCUAAACGCAUUCGAUCGCCACAAGAAAUUCUUGAAUGAUUAUGUUGGCUUUUAUGGAAAAGAGAAAUCUGCACAAGAUAAGUUGCCAGUUAAAACAGAUCAAGACACCCUCAGAGAGGGAUAUCGAUUUAUAAGAACGGAAGAAGAUGAUAUGAAUCCGUCUUGGGAGCAAAGGCUGGUGAAGCGCUACUAUGACAAGCUCUUUAAAGAAUACUGCAUAGCUGAUAUGUCUCACUACAAGACUGGUAAGAUUGGUCUGAGAUGGAGAACUGAAAAGGAAGUAAUGUCUGGGAAAGGACAAUUUGUAUGUGGUAAUAAACAUUGCAAUGAGAAAGAUGGUUUGUCAAGCUAUGAGGUAAACUUUUCUUAUUGUGAAGCCGGAGAAAACAAACAGGCACUCGUGAAAUUGGUAACUUGUGAGAGAAAUUAUAUAUGUUGAAUCGUGGAUACUAAUCACCGUAUUGAGCAUCAGAAUAAUUUACUCAUGCAGCAACUUGGAUAUGUGAGUCUUUGAUUUGUGACCUUUGUGGACAUCUCAUUUCUCUGAUUUACGAUAAGAGUAUACAGACCUUAAGUUACAUGCAGUUGUACCAUCUGGGCAUCAACUAGCAGAAAAACACGCAUUAUCAUAUGUUAUUGUUCCUGCUAUUGAUUCUUGAUUAAAUGUGAUGAACUGUGAAAAUUGCAAACAUUUAAUUUUCCCUUAAAUGCAUGGAGAUAACUGUUGACCUCUAAAAAUGGCUCUUCCACGUGGCCAA
Molecule: messenger RNA, 1053 nt
Organism: Olea europaea var. sylvestris
Lineage: Eukaryota; Viridiplantae; Streptophyta; Magnoliopsida; Lamiales; Oleaceae
Product: protein FRA10AC1-like
Exons: 9
Coding region: 216-734 (172 amino acids)
Biological process (GO): dephosphorylation
Molecular function (GO): phosphatase activity
Source: RefSeq, a predicted model, not a curated record